AUUAGCAAAAAAAAAAAACAAAUUGAGACAUUUAUGGCUCUAUACCAAUAUGAGUAUGACCUAGUCAAUACAAUACGUUGACCAUUAAUUUAAGGUUAUAUAUGUACAUACUAUUAUUAGUCACAGAUAGUAGUAUAAAAUACCUUAAAAUAUAGAUGGCAAUAUCUCACAUCUCUACUCACCUCUUUUCCUUUAACAAACUAUUUGAAUAUAAUUUCAAAUUUAAUUGUUAAGGGGAAACUGAGCUCUAAUCAUGACAAAGAUCUCCUUAUUGCUUUUCGUCAUGGCCCUUCUUGCCUCUCUCCACGCUUAUGAAGCUCACCGCAUGGUAAAAUUCGAUGAAGCAAUUGAAAGGGACUUGCACAAAGCCGAGGCCCUCAUCGAGGAAGACUUAAAGGCCACGCAAACGAGCAUUCAAGGUUUGACAUCUGAGAUGAAAACCUUGAGCAAAUCUGAAGAGGUGUUAAAUCAACUUGGAAAAGACUACAGAAAGGAUAUGGAUGUAGCUCCUUAUGGAAAGAAACUCAGAACAUUCAGCAGGGCAGCAAAAAAUGUCACGAAAGCACCACCUGCUAAAAACAAGAAACCUGCAUCCGUGAUCCAAACGAUCUUGAAGGAUUUUGGGCUAAACGGAGGGAGGGAAUGACAAAAAUAAUAAUAAUUAGGGUUUGAUUAAUGUUUUUGAGUGAGUUUAAAGAGGUCUGAACUUGUUCAUGGAGUUUAGCUUAACAAGUGAGGAGCAAAUAAAUUCCCCACAUAGUAUAUACGUUACGUUGCUAUCAUUUUGUAAUUAAUACGAUUAAAUGAACUACUUAUGAUAUCAAAAUAUGUUUCUAUGCGAUUUUUCUUCUUUUUUU
Molecule: messenger RNA, 857 nt
Organism: Brassica oleracea var. oleracea
Lineage: Eukaryota; Viridiplantae; Streptophyta; Magnoliopsida; Brassicales; Brassicaceae
Exons: 1
Coding region: 254-646 (130 amino acids)
Source: RefSeq, a predicted model, not a curated record